Rotaria sp. Silwood1 is the source of this 600-nucleotide messenger RNA. NCBI's taxonomy places the organism in Eukaryota, Metazoa, Rotifera, Eurotatoria, Philodinida, Philodinidae. The record is from the annotation of a GenBank genome assembly.
AUGAAAGAUCGUCGAAUUUUCUCUGAUGCAUUUCGUGUUAAAGUAUCAGAAUGCAUUAAGAUUACCAAUAAUAUUCGUACUGAUUAUGAAAUAGAUAUUUUAGAAACCAAUAUUAAUUUUGAAAUACCCGAUAAAGCUAUUCAUGAUUUUGAUUCUAUGUUAUCGAUAUAUUGUCAAAAUAUUAAUCAAAACAAUAAUAAUAUUGAUAGUACUCUCAAUUUAUCUCAAGAAAACGAUGAAUUUCGAAAAUCUAAUGUAUUUUAUAACUAUUCUAAUGAAAUCAUAAAACUAGAAAAAUUUCCAUCAGAAGAUAUGCAUUGUAUACCAAUAAAAUUACCAACAAUAGUUGAAAUGCAACUUAGAAAUAAUCAACUUCUCAGAAAUGCUAUUCAUAGUUAUAGACAUCAUGAGCGAUAUUUAAAUUUAUCUAAGAAGAGUAAACUAUAUUCAAUAAAAAUGAUAGACAAAGAAGAAGACAUUCAUGUGAUUGAAACUAAACCUUUAUGUCCUAUGGAAUCAAAUGAUACAUUUGAUUCAUCAUCAGUUAUUCUACCAAAAACUAAAGCAAGUUUUUACAAAACUAAUGAAUCAAAUUCAUAA